GGACAGGUGUCACGGUCUCCGAGGCUUGUUUCGUUUCGUUGAGGCGGACGACGCAAAGCGAGCCAAGUGGCAGUGGCCUGCUACCUGCUCUGCUGCCGCAAAGAAACUUGCCGGACUAUCCAAGAGCGUGUGUGUUGUGUUAUUAAUGGACCUUCUCCGUUGCCAGCGUCUGGGCGGCGGUGGCGUUUGGGGCAUGUAUAAGUUUCUCCCAAGUCCUUCUCCUCCAUCUCGUUACAAGUGCUCAAGCGACUUGGCAUUCUUUGACGUCCCGCGAACAUCAGAAAGAUCUGCUCAAUCUCCCAUCGUACCCAGGCUGGUCCAUCCCUUCGAAGUUUCGAGAUCCACUCUACUCCCUCGCACACGUCCACCAAUUCAACUCUCAAUUAUUUACACCUCCAGGGCCUCACACAUUUACACAAUUAUCAUAAUGGGUUACUACUGCUCCAACUACUACGGCUCCAUCCACUGCCACAACACAGUCUCCCGCUUUGGCGAUAGAUGUCAUCUCUGCGCAGCAUCAAAAAGAGGCGCUUCCAUUAAAGAUGGUCUUCUUUCCGAGGCCGAGCGAUGGGGUUCCUCCACCCCCCGGCCCACCCACGGCGAUCGCCGGGUCGAGCGGGCCAGCCGGCCGGCUCGGGAUUCAAGGGUGAAGAACUAGGGCAACUACACGGAUGAUUUGACGCAUAACACUUUUAACGACCAAAGAUGAGAGAAAUUAGAAAGAGACGAGCGAGAAGCGAGCAGUCG
This is a messenger RNA of Colletotrichum godetiae, 747 nucleotides long. RefSeq lists its product as uncharacterized. The transcript has 3 exons. The coding region runs from base 146 to 658 and encodes 170 amino acids. The record is from RefSeq and is a predicted model, not a curated record. NCBI's taxonomy places the organism in Eukaryota, Fungi, Ascomycota, Sordariomycetes, Glomerellales, Glomerellaceae.